Messenger RNA from Cavia porcellus (domestic guinea pig), 4505 nucleotides. It is a transcript of the gene Nfxl1, whose product is annotated as nuclear transcription factor, X-box binding like 1. The coding region runs from base 326 to 3016 and encodes 896 amino acids. The record is from RefSeq and is a predicted model, not a curated record. Gene Ontology annotation, molecular function: DNA-binding transcription factor activity, RNA polymerase II-specific; RNA polymerase II transcription regulatory region sequence-specific DNA binding; zinc ion binding. Gene Ontology annotation, biological process: regulation of DNA-templated transcription. The transcript has 22 exons. NCBI's taxonomy places the organism in Eukaryota, Metazoa, Chordata, Mammalia, Rodentia, Caviidae. Gene Ontology annotation, cellular component: nucleus.
CGGGAGGCUCUGGGUCAGCCGGUCGCUUGUCCUCAAGCGCCCCGAGGGUGAAGAGGCGCUUCCCUUCUCCCGACUCUUCCUCUCCGGCGCUAAGUGCUCUCUGCCCUGCGGUCUGUUUCUCUUCCUAGUCGCCUCCUCGCCUGUCUUUGGGGCUCGCGGAGACCCUCCCCAGGCCGAGGCCGGGCCGCGACUCGCUCCUCCCUCCCCUCCCCCGCCGGGUCCCUCGGGGACUCCGGCGACCCGCGCCCGCUGUGUCCCUUCUGUACCUGCCCUCGUCCUCCGACCCUCGCGCUCACACUCCUCCCACUUUAUUUUUCCUUACAGGAUGGACGCUUCCUGGCGCCAGGUGGCCGGUGGCCGAGGCCGUGCCCGAGGACGGCCCGCUGCAGCCCCGUCCCCGGGGAAUGGCGUCCCUCUGCGCAGCGCGGGAGGAGGGCGAGAGAAGAGGUCCGGGGGCCCCGUGCCUGCUGGCCCCGGCCGCGGCCGCGGCCCCGAGACCCCCGCAGCUGCAGAGCUAAUGUCUCAGAGGAAAUUUGAGGAAAUCAAGAAAGCUAAUCAAGCUGCAGCCAAAAAACUUGUUGAAGAACAUUUUAGUUCUUCAUCUGAAGAGGAAGGAGAUGAAGACUUUGAAGGGAAACAGGGAAAAAUAGUUACUAAAACAUUUAUAACCUACACUACUCAGACAGAUGGAGAUACACGUGAAUUAGAGCGAACAAAACAAUAUGUAAAUGAAGCUUUUCAAGCAGGAGCUGUGACAUGCUUAAUUUGUAUUGCUUCAGUGAAGAGAAGCCAAGCAGUUUGGAGCUGUUUGGGAUGUUUCAGUAUAUUUCACAUGCCUUGUAUCCAGAAGUGGGCUAAAGAUAGCCAGUUUCUUCUGUCUUCUCUGACAGAUGAUGAUUUUGGAACGAGAGAUUAUCCUUGGCCUUGUCCAAAAUGUAGGUUUGAAUACAAACGAUCAGAAACACCUAGUAGGUACUAUUGCUAUUGUGGAAAAGUAGAAGAUCCACCUUUAGAUCCAUGGCUCGUGCCUCACUCAUGUGGCCAAGUAUGUGAGAGACAGUUUAAACCACCUUGUGGCCAUAAAUGUUUACUCUUAUGUCAUCCAGGUCCUUGCCCUCCUUGUCCAAAGAUGGUGACAACUACAUGUUACUGUAAGAAAGCAAAAUCCAUCCCUCGUCGAUGCAGUGCCAAGGAAUGGUCUUGCCAACAGCCAUGUGGGCAGAAGUUGCUUUGUGGGCAACAUAAGUGUGAAAAUCCUUGUCAUGCAGGAAAUUGUCAACCUUGUCCACGGGUCAGUAGACAAAAAUGUGUCUGUGGCAAAAAAGUAGCUGAAAGAAGUUGUGCAAGUCCGUUGUGGCACUGUGAUCAAGUAUGUGGAAAAACAUUGCCAUGUCGUAAUCAUACCUGCGAGCAAGUUUGCCACAUUGGUGCUUGUGGAGAAUGUCCUCGAUCUGGGAAAAGAUUCUGUCCAUGUCAGAAAUCAAAGUUUUCUUUGCCAUGUACAGAAGAUGUACCAACUUGUGGAGACAGUUGUGACAAAGUCCUGGAGUGUGGAAUUCAUAGAUGCUCACAACGUUGUCACCGAGGUCCUUGUGAAACAUGUAGACAAGAAGUGGAAAAGCAGUGUCGCUGUGGGAAGCAUACAAAACGAAUGCCAUGUCAUAAACCGUAUCUGUGUGAAACUAAAUGUGUUAAGAUGCGUGACUGUCAGAAACAUCAGUGCAGGAGAAAGUGUUGCCCUGGGAACUGUCCACCUUGUGAUCAAAACUGUGGACGGACUUUAGGAUGUAGAAACCAUAAGUGUCCGUCUGUCUGCCACAGAGGCAGUUGUUAUCCAUGCCCAGAAACUGUAGAUGUGAAAUGCAAUUGUGGUAACGCAAAGUUGACAGUGCCCUGUGGUCGAGAACGAACCACAAAACCACCCAAAUGCAAAGAGCUGUGCAGUCGACCACCAACAUGUCAUCAUACAAGCCGAGAGAAACAUCGCUGUCACUUUGGUCCUUGUCCACCUUGCCAUCAACCUUGCAAAAAAGUUUUGGAGAAAUGUGGUCACUUGUGUCCUGCUUCAUGUCAUGAUCAAGCAUUAGUAAAGCAGACUGGCCGGCACCAGCCUACAGGACCUUGGGAACAGUCCUCUGAACCAGCAUUUAUUGAGACUGCAUUACCUUGUCCUCCAUGUCAAGUUCCAAUUCCUCUGGAAUGUCUUGGGAAACAUGAGGUGAGUCCACUACCAUGCCAUGCUGUAGGGCCCUACUCCUGUAAGAGAGUUUGUGGAAGAAUCUUAGAUUGUCAAAAUCACACAUGCUUGAAAGAAUGCCACAAAGUAACUGAAGUUGAUGGCUACACUAGCAAAAACAAGGCUGGCCCAGAAUGCCUUCGCUGUGAAGAAGGAUGCUCCAAGUCACGGCCAUUGGGUUGUCCUCAUCCAUGUGUUUUACCAUGUCACCCUGGAGAAUGUCCUCCUUGUGUUCAGAUGCUUAGGAUAAAAUGUCACUGCAAGAUCACAAGCCUGUAUGUGGAAUGUAGAAAAAUAACCACAGCUGAUGUAAAUGAAAAGAACCGCCUCAGUUGCUGCAAAAAUCAGUGUCCGAAAGAGCUUCCUUGUGGUCAUAGAUGCAAAGAGAUGUGUCAUCCUGGUGAAUGUCCCUUUAAUUGCAACCAGAAGGUUAAACUUAGAUGUCCUUGUAAAAGAAUAAAAAAGGAAUUGCAGUGCAGUAAAGUACGUGAAAAUCAGGUUUCUAUAGAAUGUGAUACAACAUGCAAGGAAAUGAAGCGGAAAGCAUCUGAGAUAAAAGAGGCAGAAGCUAAAGCUGCUCUUGAAGAGGAAAAACGAAGACAACAGGCUGAACUGGAGGCUUUUGAAAACAGAUUGAGGGGUCGUCGGAAGAAGAACAGAAAAAGAGAUGAAGUGGCAAUUGAGCUAUCAUUUUGGCAGAAAUACAAAUAUUAUUUUCUUCCGGUGUGUGGAGUUGCAAUGGUAGUGUUUGCAUGGUACAUCACCUAUGAUACAGACUAAAUAAAAUGUUUCAUCUUUUAAUAUACCUCAGAUUGAAUUUAGAUAAAUUGUUAGUUUGGGUAUCUUGGACACUUUGUAUUGUAGAACAUAAUAUAUGUUCAUUCUUCUCUGUAUUCUCCUCCAGCUGUCCUUAGAAGUACAGAAUGCUAAGCUUUACCUUAAUUAGUAUUCUAGAAAGGGCAGUAUAACACUGUUUAAAGUAAAAGCAUGACAAAUUGUGAAGUAUUUCAUAAGGCUGAGCUAGAGACAAUUCCGUGUUUGUCAUUCACUGUGCUUCUUUGUAUUAGUUGUUUCAUUUAAUAUUUCAAACAAACAACUUUUUGGAUAUUUUAAAAUUCAAAUGAAAUUAACUGAGCCAUAUGUGUAGUAAAAGGAAUAUUUCUCGGUGUUUCAAUGUAGUACUUUUCUUGAUCAUGUAACUUUGUAUUUUUUAGAAAAACUGAUUCUCUAUAAAAGACCCUUAAAUUGUAACAUUAAGCUUUAUUAGAUUUCAGAAGUUGGUGAGGAAUUUUUAUCACUGAAAUGAAUUUCAUUGUGUUCCUCAGAAAAGAUAGCUGUUUCAACAAAUGCCAGGCUGAGUUCCUCAUGUAUGACUGUUUUCUGUACAGGUAGCUUUCAACGGAAGUUGGCAUAUUUUGUAAAGCUUGUAUGUAUCUUUUAAAGAUAAUAAUAAAAGCAAAGCUAAUAUUUAUGAGCAAUAUGUGUUGAGCACAGGGUCGAUUUAUGGAACUGAUUCUCAUUUUUCUUUACUGCUAUGUUGGUAGGCUAGAAGUGAUUCUUACGAAAGCAAAUCAGUGAAUAUCAGCCAAUUUUGUUGGAAUUGUUGUCAUUUUAAGUACUUUUGCUAUUUUGUAUGAUUAAUAUUUUCAUUAAAACUUUUCAUACUAAAAUCCUAAUUAGAAUAUUUGUUAUUAUUUAAAAGAUCCAGGAACCUUUACUUGUAGGUUAGGGAUUAGUAUUAAUGCAUAAAAUUUAGUGUAUAUUUGAUGCAGAAUUCAGUAACUGAUACUACAAAAGUGGUACAGGUAUAUUUUUAAACAGGAAUCCAAAGGGAUAUUGUAAAAUUUUUUGGAUUUACUUGACAAAGGUUUGAAAAACCUUUGUCAUUCUUUAUAAUCCAGUAGUAGCAGGAGUGCAGAAUUAAGGGGCAUUCAUUGAUUGAGUUUAUGUUUUGAUUUGAGUACCUUUUGUAUUUUGUAGCUUUCUUAGUAGUGCAAUUACUAGGUUGGUAUAUUGGAAAAUAAAUCAGAUCUAUACACUCAAAAUAGGACCUGCUGUAACCAAAACGAAUCAAAAAUUUGAAUGGCCAAGGAUUUGUGUAGGAAUCUAUUUUCAUGUAUAUCAAAAUGUUGGCUGAUUAAACAACCCCGAAGCCUAAUUUAUGUUAGUUGUUGGACUUCCAUUCAUGUUGUCUCCCCCACUACCACACACACACACUAAGGAGAAUUUAUUGAGCAGAGGAAGAAGAUUAAAUGAAUGAUAAACUGAA